AGUGGAAAGGGUGGACAAUUGCUGACUUGCUGUUUUUUUUUAUUUUUAUUUUUUUAUGUCGGCCUGCUUUACCACACAAACAUCACUCAGCAUUGUGGCACCGAUUAAUGUUCGUUUGCACCAAAUCACAGAUCGCUCUGACAGCUGAAAGCUGAAAAUUACACCAUUAAUCAACAAUAAGUGCAUUUACACUGAGGUGUGAUUAGGACAUGAUAAUAGUUUUGAUCACAUUUAAGGCCACACUUUUUUGCCAACCAUAGGGCACUUACGGUAAGACACAUCUCCUUCAUGCCAAGACAUUUUUCCCAUGUGGAUUUUUUGAUAAGAAUGUCAGAUGAGAAGGUGUGCGAGUUUGCCUUUGUGUUUGAUGAAUGGGACGUUUUGGCAGGCGUGACUGCUCUCUUUUAAACCGCAUGUGGGUGAAAGGGCCAAUCUAACGAAAGCAUUUACAGUUAAUCUGAGAUAAGUGAAAGUGAAAGACAUUAUAGGGGUGUAUAUAUAGAGCUCGUGCUCGUGUAGUCUAGAGCACACACACAGUCAGGAUGGUGAGAAACAGUGUGACGGUACAGGCAGCUGCUCUCCUGUUGCUUGCUUUGCUCUUCGUCUGCUGGAACUCUGCAGGAGCCACUGAUGGAGCACCAGACUGCUGUUUGAUGACUGUGGACAAAAAGAUUCCACAAAACCUGGUGGAAUCCUACUACAUUCAGACUCUAGAGACAGGCUGCAGAGUGCCGGCUACAGUGUUUGUCACGAAGAAAGGCAAGCAACUCUGCGCGCCUCGUGCGACAAAGAACAACUGGGUUAAAAAGUUGAUCAAUAAACUCAACAAAACAUCCAGAAAACCAUCCAAACGAAAGUCGCAGUAGAUUACCUCGGAUCAGAUAACACAGGUCCAGUUUCGAUCAAUCAAUCAAUCAAUCAACGACUCAACUCGGAUUAGACUGAUCUGAGACGUUGAAACCACUGCCAGGAAUGAAUAAGCUUUUCGAGUUAUACGGCUGUUGAUGUGUGCAACCAAACCCACCACCUGAACAUGCCGUGAUUGUAUCUUUAUUCUGAAAAAUAUUUAUUCCUGCUGUACAUUAUAUGUAUUUUCUUGUGAAUCAGUAAGCAGGUUGUAUUUCGUGGAGCACAUAACAGAUUGCCACUGAUUUGUAUUCUGAAUGUUUGUAAAAGACACUUUUUUUUUUCUUAUAAAACACAUGACUGUGAAUACAAUUUGUAUUUUUUGUUUGCAUAGUAAUAAAAAGCCAUCAUAUUGUGUCAUACAA
This is a messenger RNA of Ictalurus furcatus (blue catfish), 1271 nucleotides long. RefSeq names its product chemokine (C-C motif) ligand 19b (gene ccl19b). The transcript has 4 exons. The record is from RefSeq and is a predicted model, not a curated record. Gene Ontology annotation, molecular function: CCR chemokine receptor binding; chemokine activity. Gene Ontology annotation, biological process: lymphocyte chemotaxis; monocyte chemotaxis; positive regulation of ERK1 and ERK2 cascade. Bases 543 to 866 code for a protein of 107 amino acids. Lineage: Eukaryota; Metazoa; Chordata; Actinopteri; Siluriformes; Ictaluridae. Gene Ontology annotation, cellular component: extracellular region.